Messenger RNA from Lineus longissimus, 3310 nucleotides. RefSeq names its product gamma-tubulin complex component 2-like. The transcript has 26 exons. Gene Ontology annotation, molecular function: microtubule minus-end binding; gamma-tubulin binding. Gene Ontology annotation, biological process: meiotic cell cycle; cytoplasmic microtubule organization; spindle assembly. Lineage: Eukaryota; Metazoa; Nemertea; Pilidiophora; Heteronemertea; Lineidae. Bases 154 to 2919 code for a protein of 921 amino acids. Gene Ontology annotation, cellular component: spindle pole; centrosome; gamma-tubulin complex. The record is from RefSeq and is a predicted model, not a curated record.
GGAAAAAGAUGGCUGCAUCCGCGGGAAGCUUCCCCAAAAUUCACAACAAACUCCUCGAUUUUCACUAUAUCUGUCUUUCGAUUUAAAUAAAAGAACGCUUUUUACAAACCCUGAAACAGUAACAUUCAAUAGAUUUUCAGCAAAAUCUUGACAAUGAGUGUUCAUGAGUUUCGAGUUCAUCACCAUGUCAGUGAGCUGAUGGCUGCACUUGGUGUGAAGUCAAUGGAUGGCCAUGGUGCUGAGGUAUACACUGACAUGCUGAUCAAGAGUAUGACACCAUACAUAACAACCCAAGUGUCGUCUCAUAAUGCCAAGAAGAAGAUAGCAGAGUCGUCUCAGACACCUGUUGAGUUCCUUCAGAAAUACGAUGAUCUCAAGAUGAAAAAUGUGCGAGAUGUGGAUUCAUUUGUUUACCUUCUUUCAAAGGUGGCUGAAGAUGAACCAACAAAAACUUUUCUGGAGAAGAAUGCCAAAGACAAGGCAGCUGCCGCUGGUGUGUCCUUGACCCCUCAAGGUCAUAUUCUCUCACAGCUUCCUGCUCCAGGAUCCAAGAUGUCAACGCAGGAGUUCGUCGAGUUGCGGGAUAAAUUAUUAAAGGAAGCAACCAGUGUAUCGUCACAUACAUCAUCCGAUGUGCUCAGGAAAGUGUUGAGAGAAAAACAAAGCACGAAGAAUGUGAAUAUUCCUGUGCAGCCUGACUGGAUAUUUCUGCGGCCAUACCUCACCAUGGAUUUCGUGACUGAAAAUGAUGAACCCAUAGAUGCUAAUAUUCUUCCUCUAGGCACUCUUCCAGUGGCUCUGCAGGAACAGGCCAUGAUAGAUGAUAUACUAUUUUGUAUGGAGGGAGUGGAGGGCAAAUACAUCACUGCCAUGCCACUUACAGAUCGGUAUUCACCAAAAGAAUUCACCAUUGACCAAAGUUUAGACCCAUCAUUGAGAGACCAUGUGUCACGUUUCCUUCCGCUGUGUUCAGAUUAUUCAAUUGUUGUCCGCUUCAUAGAAGAAAAAUCUGCUUUUGAGUAUGGCUUGGUAAAUCAUGCCCUGGGUGCAGCAAUGAGAAUCCUGAUCAAGGACUAUUUGGUGUUAGUUGCACAACUAGAGUAUCAACAUAGACUAGGCCAACUUUCUCUCCAGAAGUUCUUCUUUUACAUUCAACCCACCAUGAGAACCAUGGAGAUCCUAGCAUCGGUGGCUAACUCUGUAAACAAGGGCGAGUGUAUCGGUGGCUCGGUGCUAACUUUGUUACAUGAGAAAACAUCUAGUCUCGUAGGGGAUUCGAAAGGCCAGGAAUUGUGCCUGUGUCUUACACAAGCCGCGUGUGUUCCAUAUUUUGAAAUUAUGGAGAAAUGGAUUUACAAAGGGAUCAUAUCUGAUCCAUAUUCAGAGUUUCUUGUCGAGGAAAACCAGAGUUUAAUCCGCGAGAAGUUGCAAGAAGACUACAAUGAUGCAUACUGGGAGCAGCACUACACCAUCUGUCGAGAACGCAUCCCCAGUUUCCUGGAGCGGGUCGCUGAUAAGAUCCUCAGCACUGGGAAAUAUCUCAAUGUUGUCCGACAGUGUGGCCAAGAUGUGACAUGUCCCCAUGCUGAAGAGAUUGUGUAUACUAUCAAGGAGCGGCAAUAUGUCGACCAUAUUGAGAAGGCCUAUUUCUAUGCGAGCAAAGUCCUGCUUAGUCUAUUGAUGGAAGAGAAGGAACUAAUGGCCAGACUGAGGUCAAUAAAGCAUUACUUCCUGCUGGAUCAGGGAGAUGUGAUUGUACAGUUCAUGGAUAUGGCAGAAGAUGAAAUGAAGAAAACCAUUGAUGAUAUCAUGCCAACCAGACUGGAGACCUUACUUGAGCUGGCCCUCAGGACAAGCACAGCCAACGUUGACCCUUUCAAAGAUGACCUCAAGGUUGACCUUCUUCCAUAUGAUCUAAUCACACAGCUGUUCAAAAUACUCAGUAUCGAGACCAAAAUGGAAAAAGAUUACCGAAUUGACCCCACCGACCUCCAUCUGUCUGGCUUGGAGGCAUUCACCUUUGACUAUGUGGUGAAGUGGCCCGUCUCCCUGGUUCUGAACAAGAAGAUCCUCACCCGAUACCAAAUGUUAUUCAGACAUCUCUUCUACUGCAAACAUGUGGAAAGGCAGCUAUGCAACGUUUGGCUCAUGAACAAAGUUGCCAAGCAGUACACACUGCAGUCAACCAGAUGGUAUGCCCCGGCCUUUGCACUGCGCCAGAGGAUGUUAAACUUUGUCCAGAACUUCCAGUAUUACAUGAUGUUUGAAGUGUUGGAGCCAAACUGGGUCGUCUUUGAGACAAAUAUGGAAGCAGUGUCCAAUUUGGAUGACGUUUUGAUGUACCACUCUGACUUCUUGAACAACUGCUUGAAGGACUGUAUGCUGACCAACCCAGACCUUCUGAAGAUUGUGCACAAACUCAUGAUGGUCUGUGUCACCUUCUCAAACUUUAUACAGCGUUUGACUGAGAGUAGCAAUGUCGAGUCAGAAUCGUCCAAGUUGACAAUAGAAUCGAGUACUCUGCAGGCAACAGCUGCCGCAAAGGAGAGGGCGCUCGACCCGGAGAAGAAAAAGGCCACAGCCAAGGUUGUAUCAGAACACGUUGACCAGCUAGCAUCAAGUGAAAACUUCGAACGAACCAUCACCAACUUUGACCAGAACUUUACGCGUCUUCUCAUCAGCUUGCUCGAUAAGAUCAUGGACAUGAGUAACGCCAAUUGUGAGCACAAACUCAUGAACAUCAUAUACAGGCUGGACUUCAAUGGUUACUACAGUGAACAGCUUGAAGCCGUCUCGGCGGAGAAAUCAAUGAUCGAAGCAGGUUCGCUGAGCCAUAGAUCAGGAUCCGGGGCCGGGUCACCAUCAUCCGCCCAUUCGAUGAAUUCUGCUCGAUCUAGUGGAAAAGGCAGUGACAGGUGAGGCCAAAGAACAGCGAAAAUAAGUGAGGACAUCCAUCUAAUGUUUGCCAAGACAGUUGUCAGCUCUGCUGAGCUGCAGGGCCUGAAACUCAUGUAAUUGAAUCAAAUUUGGUGUCUUACUUUCUGGUCCUGGUUGAGGACAUUUCAUCUUUGGACCAAAAGGUUAUCUGCUCCAGUGGUAGUAAAUUUUCAGCUGCUGCAUGCAUGACAUCAUAAUGAAUUUAAACUUGAAUUAAUCUUGUACUUAAGGUUGAUUAAUGGAAUAACAAUGCUUGGUUUUCAUUUAAUUGAUUUUGAAAUAUUGUGUAUAUUGACGCUCGAGAAAGUAAUCAUAUAAUACUAUGCAAAAAACUUUUCUAUUAAGGAAAAGGAUGUAUUUUUUCGAUAAUAAA